Messenger RNA from Metarhizium brunneum ARSEF 3297, 2697 nucleotides. RefSeq lists its product as uncharacterized. The record is from RefSeq and is a predicted model, not a curated record. Lineage: Eukaryota; Fungi; Ascomycota; Sordariomycetes; Hypocreales; Clavicipitaceae.
AUGCUCCCGGUAGCAUUUGCAGCCGCUCUCUUCCUGGGAGCAGCACACCCAGCUGUGGCAUAUGGGCCGCAUUUCCCUUUGAGAAACUCAACUACCAAUGCCACUGAAACCCAAGCGGCACCGGUCGUAGUAUGGACGACGGUGACGCAAAUCGUGACCCAAACCGCUGAUGCUGGAUGCCCGGCCAACUAUGCCCUGAACCGCAAGCCAACGGCGACCGAAUCGCCCACGGCCACCUUUGUCAACAGCGCUCCUGCAGCGACACUGUCUCCGAAUGUGCACUGGUCGUACGACACAAAGGCCAUUGAGAAUGUGAUUCCGGUCGAACCAAAGAAGGGUUGUGAGCUUUACUAUGGUGCUUCCGAACCGUCCAAGUCGGGCUACUAUGCCUUUGUCACCUACUUCUUCAAGUCUCCCGCUGUCAAUAUUGACCACACCGACCACCUGGCGGCUGAGUACCACGAGAAGAACGGCAUGACGGUGUCCUUCAACAACAAAGAGGCCUUCAAGCACGCACUGGACACUUGGACCAUGGCCAAUGGUCUGCUCUUGAUUGCGUACAUCCCAGGCUGCGGCGACUACGCCAAGGGAGAACGGUGCUACUUCAACGUGACUGCCAUUGAGUACAAGCACGACCAGUUGGUCAUUGUGGCAAAGGGAGACUCGAUGCACCCCGAUCAGGUCACCAACCUUGGUGAGACGGAAUGGGGUUGGUGGAAUGCGAACAAGGACAAGGCCCAUGGCUCUGCCUCGGCCUCUGGCGAAGCCUUUGCAUGGGGCACAUCGACCGCAUCUGCCUCCCCUUCGUCUCCGACCGGUGCCUCGUCUGGCGCCAGCAAGCCCCUGGGACAGCUCGAGUGCACCGCGCCGGCCGACGACGCCCACGGGCUGCCCACGGCGUGCCUGGGAAGCAACUUCGACCAGCUCCUGGACAAGCAGCUUGGAUACACGGAGCUGAGCCCCGAGGCCAAGCAGUUCCUGGACAGCCUCUCGUCCGGCUCCAACGUCACGGGCCCGGCCAACUCAACCCUGUCUGCGCGUGCCCUGCGCAUGCGCCGCCGGUCCCUUGCGCAACGGGGCUUCUGGUCCGGCGUGUGGAACUUCUUCAAGACGGCCUUCACGACCGUCUACAAUGCCGUGGCGAGCGUCAUCAGCAUCGGAGGGGCCAUCGACCGUGACUUUUCCUUCAAAGCGCCCGACCCGGAGUCCUCCAACACGUGGGCAAAGACGCUGCUCGGGGACCUGACGCAAACGCAGUCGCCAUGGGGCGAGGCCAUCCUCCUCAAGUCGCUGGGGUCGCCCAACGCGGUCGGCGACGACGGCGUCCUCAAGUACAUGAACGUGUACUGCGUCGGGUGCGGCGCCUCGGGCCACGCUCAAGUGGCCGGCCGAGCGCAAUGGUCGCCGCUCGCCGGGCUCCAGGAGGGCCGGCUCGAGCUGCAGGCCAACAUGCAGUUUGUCCUCAAGCUCGGCAUCGACGCCGAGUUUUCGCUCCGCCAAAACCUCGAGUACGAACUAUUCAACUACGGGCUCCCCGCGCUGUCCUUUGGCGUCGUCACCAUCGGGCCCUACGUCUCGGUGGGCGCGCGCGUCGGCCUCGAGGCGGCGGCGCGAGGCAAGGUCCUGGUGGGCGCCGAGAUGGGCAUGCAGGACUCGCUGGUGGUCAUAGACCUCGUCAACCCGGGAAACAACAAGAACAGCGGCUGGGACCCGUACUUCAAGCCCGUCUUCGAGGCGUCCGGCGAGGUGGCGCUCUCUGCCGAGCUCGGCCUGCCUGUCGGGCUCAAGUGCGGGCUGAAGAUCUCGUCCUGGGAGAAGGCGGUCGGCGUCGUCGACGAGCCCUCCAUCAAGGGCACCGCCAAGGUGUCUGGAUCUGUCAACCUGACCGACGCCGGGAGCAUCGUGGGUGCCUUUGGGGACAGCGACGGCUGCGACGGGAUCCUGACGCAAAUCAGCUGGCGCAACCGGCUUUGGGCAGGGCUGGUUGAGCCCGGCGACGCCCCCUUGCUGGAUACCCAGGACAGAGCCCUGUUCCGGAAAUGCAUUGGCAAGGACAACAAGCCAGCACGACGAGAGCUCCUCGACGGACCGCGUCCCAUGCGCAUCACGGCCACGGACAAGACGGCGCGGUCCAGCACCGGAUCCAAGUCCAUGACGUAUAAUGUGCAAGGCGUGCCUACCGAGCUGUACAACCAGACGCUCAACCACAGGCUCCUGCCGCUCGUGAACCCGACUCGCUCAACCAGGAUCGUGUCGUGCGCCAACGGCAACCUCUACGCGGUGCAAAACGACGACCAGGACAACGAGUACUGCUUCGGGCUCUGGGACACGACGGGUCAAUCAGACAUCGUCUACGACGGCGUCCACCGGUCCCUCCACUACUACAGCGAGACAAUGUCGAGGCUGGGCGUCUCGCGCCUCCGGGCCAGCGACGCGGCCCAAGUGCCACGAACCGCCGUCACCGUGGCACUGGUGCCGUUCCGAAACCCCGACGGGGACGACUUUUACGUCGUCGUCGACCACGCGGAGCAGGUCCUGUUCCCCAUCGUCUGCGACUUUGCCGGCGAGACGGCGUCCAAGCUCUUUGUCGUCAGCGACCCGGUCGCCGGGCCCGAGACGCUGCUGCGAAAGGACGUCCUGUACUCGGUGACGGGGGGCGACGUCUCCAAGUGCCAUCCGCUGGCACUGAAGCCAUGA